Trypanosoma rangeli is the source of this 477-nucleotide messenger RNA. Its product is annotated as amino acid transporter. Gene Ontology annotation, biological process: amino acid transmembrane transport. The record is from RefSeq and is a predicted model, not a curated record. Gene Ontology annotation, molecular function: amino acid transmembrane transporter activity. The transcript has a single exon. The annotation marks the transcript as partial. Lineage: Eukaryota; Euglenozoa; Kinetoplastea; Trypanosomatida; Trypanosomatidae.
AUGUCCCGUGUGCCAGAUGCGACUGAGCCCGCAGUGCGGCAGAGCCCCGAGCCCACAGCAGUCUUGAUACCGCCAGCAUCAAACGCUGCAUCAGAAAAGAACGCUGCGUUGGGAACACAGUUGCCGAUGCCUCCGGAACUGUGCCCUGAUGUGGAAAUGUACCCAAAGGAAAGCCCCCAGCAGGCGCCAAAACACUGGCUGCUGCGACUUGUCAACAUCAUUGUGCCCAGGGGAGGAGCACUGUCUGGUAUGCUGAAUCUCGCGAGCGUCACGCUUGGGGCCGGAAUUAUCUCUAUUCCGUCCGCCUUCAAUACCUCCGGAAUGGUCAUGGCGAUGGUGUAUUUGCUGGCGGUGACGGCGUUGACGGUGUUCUCCAUCCAUCUGCUUGUGGCGGCGUCGGAGCGUACGGGAUACCGAAGUUUUGAAUCCUUGGCGCGUGGCCUCCUUGGGCGUGGCGCGGACAUCGCUGUGGCGCUG